Molecule: messenger RNA, 801 nt
Organism: Cuscuta epithymum
Lineage: Eukaryota; Viridiplantae; Streptophyta; Magnoliopsida; Solanales; Convolvulaceae
Source: the annotation of a GenBank genome assembly
UUUAUCUUAAGGCAACGAAUUUAUUAAAUUGAAUGACUUAUACAAUUGAAAACAUGCUUAGAUCGCCAAGCUCCAACAUUUAAAUCAAAUUUGGCAUACUAAGCCUCGAAGUUGAUUCUCCAGCAUACGAAUUCUCGUUCUAUUACAGAUCAAUUCUGUAUUUCUGUUCUACUAAUUGAGCAAUGGAAAAUCAACUCUUCCCAAGUAUGUUCAAUACUAAAAGGAAACAGUAUCAUCAAAUCUUCUACAGCUUAAAAUGAAACAGUAUAACCCCAAAUGCACAAGCGUAAUAUAAUGAUAACUUAAAAAGGAAAAGAUCUGCAAAUGUUUUCAUUCAGAUAUAACCCCAAAUGCACAAAACACUACAAUGAUUUUUUGAAAUUCCAGAUCAACACAGAAGAAUUAACCAAACAGAUCCGUAUAAGCUUAGCCGCCAAAACCGUACAGAGUCCUUCCUUGCCUCUUCAGGGCGUAGACCACAUCCAUGGCAGUAACCGUCUUCCUCCGAGCAUGCUCCGUGUAGGUAACUGCAUCACGAAUGACAUUUUCAAGGAAGAUCUUCAGCACGCCUCUGGUCUCUUCAUAGAUCAGGCCGCUGAUUCUCUUCACGCCUCCUCUUCUGGCCAGCCUCCGGAUCGCCGGCUUGGUGAUGCCCUGGAUGUUGUCCCGGAGAACCUUACGGUGGCGCUUUGCUCCGCCUUUCCCCAACCCCUUUCCUCCCUUUCCGCGGCCGGACAUUUUUCUCCCUGUGACGGUUGUUACUUGACUUUGAUUCAGAGAUGUGAGAAUUGGAAAGCUAGA